Molecule: messenger RNA, 756 nt
Organism: Phytophthora infestans T30-4
Lineage: Eukaryota; Oomycota; Peronosporomycetes; Peronosporales; Peronosporaceae
Exons: 2
Coding region: 1-756 (251 amino acids)
Source: RefSeq, a predicted model, not a curated record
AUGCCUAAAGACCGAUUCGUCGCUAGUCCGUUCCCUGAAGUCCAGGUGAGCGAGCUGGAACGACGAGAGUUGCUCCAUAUCGUCGACAUGCACGUGGACGACUAUCUCACCAAGUAUGUGGACCACGUGGUUGUCGACAAGCGCAAGGUGGACGAUCGACGUUGGGAACAUGUCAAGUCCAAAGACAAGCUUCGAGUAUACGCGGAACGCAGUCACAAGGAGCUCAGUCGUCGCGGUAUUGAGCCCGAAACUUCACUCAGUGCAACACAGCGCGUCCAAGAGCAUUCCGUCACCAAAGAUCUGCCCGUAGUUAUGGGGAUCGGGACUCUAGUGGGAGAUCUCGACGAUCUCAUGUACGGCGUUGUAAGCCCGACACUAGACGACAUGCGAGUCAAAGCUUCGUACAUCCACGACGUCGACACGGCCGCUGUCUUGUGCUCCGUGGCGGGACCCAGUAAGGAAGACCCCUUCCGUUCGAUCGUCAUCAAGUGGAUGGCCAUCGACGUCCCGUUACAGUCGACAAAACUGGUCCGCAGUCGAGACUUUGUGUACAUUGAAGCAACGGGUACUGCGUUCCUUCCAACCGGUGACCGAGUCGGGUACCACUUGAUGCAUUCUAUCGACUUCCCGCAGACUAAACUUCUGCCUAAGAAGACUCGCGGCAGUCUAUCUGUGAGAUCAUGCGCUCUCUCGCUGUCUCCGUCGCGGCCGGGGCGUUGCUGUCUGCUACGAACUACGUGCAUUGUGGACAAAUGA